UGAGAUAUCCCAGAAUGUUCGCAGUCAGAAGAGCUUUGCGUCUUUGCCAAAGUGUGGCAAAUGUAAGUGUCUCGCGACGUGGAUGCGCUGGUGCUGUUGAAGUAGACGACAUCGUGAACGGUCUUACCGAGGAGCAGAUGCAGCUCAGACAAACAGUCCAGAGAUUCUUCCAAGAGAAGCUUGCCCCCCAUGCUGAUGAGAUUGACAAGAAAAACGAGUUUCCUCGCAUGAGGGAGUUUUGGAAGGAGAUGGGUGAUCUUGGACUACUUGGAAUCACUGCUCCAGCGGAGUAUGGUGGAACGGGAUUGGGCUAUCUCGAUCAUGUGAUUGUUAUGGAGGAGAUGUCCCGAGUGUCAGCUGCUAUCGCACUCAGCUAUGGAGCACACUCUAACUUAUGUAUAAAUCAGAUGGUUCGACAUGCAAACCAGAAACAGAAAGAGAAGUACAUGCCCAAGUUGAUGACAGGGGAACAUGUGGGAGCCUUGGCCAUGAGUGAGCCCAACUCUGGCUCUGACGUGGUGUCCAUGAAACUGACAGCAAGAAAAGAAGGGGACCACUAUGUGUUAAACGGUAAUAAGUUCUGGAUUACGAAUGGGCCUGAUGCAGAUGUUCUGAUUGUGUAUGCAAAGACAAACCCAGAGGCAGCGGCUCGCGGGAUCUCUGCUUUCAUCGUAGAGAAGGGUAUGCCAGGAUUCAGCACUGCACAGAAGCUGGAUAAACUGGGAAUGAGGGGAUCCAAUACCUGUGAACUGAUCUUUGAGGACUGCAAGGUUCCAGAGGUAAACAUAUUGGGCCCUUUGAAUAAAGGGGUAUAUGUCAUGAUGAGUGGACUGGACCUGGAGAGGCUCGUUCUGGCUUCUGGACCCGUUGGCAUCAUGCAAGCUGUGCUUGACCAUGCAAUUCCCUAUGUACAUGUUCGGGAAGCGUUUGGGCAGAAAAUUGGCCACUUCCAGCUCAUGCAAGGGAAGAUGGCUGAUAUGUACACAAGGCUUAGUUCAUGUCGGCAGUAUUUAUACAAUGUCGCCCGUGCUUGUGACAAAGGCCAUUUCAGUGCAAAGGACUGUGCUGGGGUAAUCCUUUAUUGUGCUGAGAAUGCGACUCAAGUUGCCUUGGAUGGGAUUCAGUGCCUUGGUGGAAACGGUUACAUUAAUGACUACCCAAUGGGCCGCUUCCUAAGGGAUGCUAAACUUUAUGAGAUUGGAGCUGGCACUAGUGAGGUCAGAAGGAUGAUCAUUGGCAGGGCCUUCAAUGCCAUGUUCAAAUAGGAGUCACCGAUAUUAAAUUCUGCAGAAUAUAGGGCUGUGAAUUAUACUGUCACAAAAUGACCCUGUGGAAUACAUUUUCGUUCACAUGAGGAUUAAUGUGCUUAGUCAAGAAGAAUGAAGCUAAACUAUAAUAUGUACUUGUGUACGUUUUCUUUGGACUCUCUGUACAUACAUGAUGCAGUGGUCACACCCACGAAAAAUGACAAUGCAUUAACAGGAAUUUUAAUGCUCAACCUGUAAUUGAUUUUCAAAAGACAGACCCCGAAUUCUUCAUGACAGACUAAUUGCACUUUGAGAAAAGAGCUUAUGGUGAUACACACCCAGGACAAUACAUUUUUUCCCUAGAAGUGUGUCUGGGGUGUUUCUGUAGCACAUGUGCAGGUUAUUGUCUUGUUACUUUUUUUUCUUUCAAAACAUUGUCAGUCUUGACAUGUAAACUGUUUUGCAUGUAUCCCCUGCCCUCCUAUAAUUUAAUCUUUUUGGGGGCUUUUUCUUUUGUGAUGAAACAUGCUUUGAGCAUAUUUAUUGCAGUGAAUGUAAUUCAGGCAUUCUUUUCCAGUCAUUGUAGGCUAUAUUAAAACUCCACAUUUUUUUCAGAAACCUGCCUUAUGGAAAAUCAAUUCUUGUGAAAUGCAUCAGAUUUUAACAGAUUUUGUUUGUUUGUUUUAAUAAUGUUUAGAAUAAAGAACUCAAAUCCU
This is a messenger RNA of Myxocyprinus asiaticus (Chinese sucker), 1963 nucleotides long. RefSeq names its product isovaleryl-CoA dehydrogenase (gene ivd). The transcript has 12 exons. The record is from RefSeq and is a predicted model, not a curated record. Bases 15 to 1265 code for a protein of 416 amino acids. Gene Ontology annotation, cellular component: mitochondrion. Gene Ontology annotation, molecular function: 3-methylbutanoyl-CoA dehydrogenase activity; flavin adenine dinucleotide binding. NCBI's taxonomy places the organism in Eukaryota, Metazoa, Chordata, Actinopteri, Cypriniformes, Catostomidae. Gene Ontology annotation, biological process: L-leucine catabolic process.